Molecule: messenger RNA, 1504 nt
Organism: Zingiber officinale
Lineage: Eukaryota; Viridiplantae; Streptophyta; Magnoliopsida; Zingiberales; Zingiberaceae
Product: ubiquitin receptor RAD23d-like
Exons: 12
Coding region: 100-1278 (392 amino acids)
Biological process (GO): proteasome-mediated ubiquitin-dependent protein catabolic process; nucleotide-excision repair
Cellular component (GO): cytosol; nucleoplasm
Molecular function (GO): proteasome binding; ubiquitin binding; polyubiquitin modification-dependent protein binding
Source: RefSeq, a predicted model, not a curated record
CUACUCUCCACGCCUUCGAAGCCGUCGCCCUUCUCUUUUUAACCCUUGCGAGAGAAGAAAGAGGACAGGCGAUCUGAGGGAAAUCGCAGGCAAGAAGAGAUGAAGAUCUUCGUCAAGACUUUGAAGGGAACCAACUUCGAGAUCGAUGUCAAGCCCGAGGACACGGUUGCUGAGGUAAAAAAUUUUAUUGAGACAUCUCAAGGGAAAGAUGUUUACCCAGCUGAGCAGCAAAUGCUUAUACAUCAAGGGAAAAUCCUUAAAGACAAUACUACUUUGGAUGAGAAUAAAGUUGCUGAAAAUAGUUUUAUUGUGAUUAUGCUCAGUAAGACGAAGCCUUCUUCUAGUGGAGCAUCAUCCACUGCAAAAGCACCUGCUAGUCAGGCUCCUGCUGCUCCAGUGCCUGCUGUAUCUCCAUCUCAAACAUCCGAAACCACGUUGCCUCCGACAUCUGCAAGUUUACCAGUUCAAAUUAAUGAAACUACACCAGCAUCAGUACCAGCAGCGGUUACCAUCACGCCCAGCAAUGAAGCAGACACAUAUGGUCAAGCAGCAUCUAAUCUUGUUGCUGGCAGUACCUUGGAGCAAACAAUCCAGCAAAUUAUUGAUAUGGGGGGAGGAACUUGGGACAGGGACACUGUUGUUCGUGCCUUACGUGCUGCAUAUAACAAUCCUGAAAGGGCUGUCGAAUAUUUAUAUUCCGGCAUUCCUGAACAAAAUGAACCUGCACCAGUUGCUCGCCCAACUGCAAGUGUGCUGGCAACCAAUCCACCACCUGCCCAGGCACCACAACCAGUUCAACCUGCAGUUCCUUCAGCCCUUCCUAAUGCUAAUCCUCUGGAUCUCUUUCCUCAGGGCCUCCCUAAUCUUGGGUCCAAUGUUGCUGGGGGUGACCUUGACUUUUUACGUAAUAGCCCACAGUUUCGAGCCUUGCAAGCUUUGGUGCAGGCAAACCCUCAAAUCCUACAGCCUAUGCUCCAAGAGCUAGGGAAACAAAACCCUCAGCUUAUGAGGGUCAUCCAGGAACAUCAAGGGGAGUUUCUUCAAUUGUUAAAUGAGCCUGCAGAGGGAAGUGAGGGGGGUGGCUUUUUAGAUCAGUUGGCUACUGCUGCAAUGCCACAAGCUGUGAGUGUUACUCCAGAGGAGCGUGAAGCCAUUGAACGGCUUGAAGCCAUGGGCUUCGACCGUGCACUCGUGCUGCAGGUCUUUUUUGCAUGCAACAAGAACGAGGAGCUUGCUGCUAACUACCUUUUGGAUCAUAUGCACGAGUUUGAUGAUUGAUGACAACACUCCUAUAUAAGUCUGGACAUCUUCUGGACCAAUCAUGAUCUGCAGUUCCAUGAACUCAAGCGAAUGAGCCCUGUGUGGUAUCAAUACAUGCUUUGGUGGUUGUGGAAUGCUCUAUAUAGUACUAUUUGUUUCUCUAUAGUUUAUGGGGACACUAAUUUGUCUAUAAGAAUUGUGUUGCUUUGGUCGAGUUGAUAAGUUAUACUUUUAGGUACAAUCA